GGGCGAGGCAAAUGUUCAUCACUCUCGUGGCGAGUUCUACUGUCCUGGCGAGCGCUGGUGGUUGGUGUCAAUCUCCAGGUCUCCACCAUCGGGGGGCCCAGUAGUCGCUGGUUGUUGCCCCUUUUCCCGUUCGCUCUGACUAGAGAUAGGCUGUUCUGGUUAUUACCAUUAUGGAGCACCCCCCCCCUCUCCCCCAGCGACUUUCCUUGGUAGGCAACGCCAUCUACUCUCGUUUUUGCUCUUCGCCUAUUUUUUAUUCUUUCUCAUCGUUCCCCUGUUUACUUUUUCUGGCUCGACAAAUAGGCAACUGCUAUCUGCUUGGUAGAGAAACUCAUCUAGACUCUGCUGAAUCGGCUCCCGAUUGUGUCCGAUUAGAAAGUAGAAGGGGAGGGACAAAAGAAAUGUUAAUUGAGGGGACGGACACAUCAACACCGACUUGCGACAAUCACUGUUGAUCAAAAUUAACGCCGGCUUGUUUGGUGCAGGAUGCAUUACGCAAGCAGCCCGCUAAGCCAAGCACUGUCUUACCCGCGUUCAGCGGCCACUUGCUCAUAGCGCCGCCGCAAAGGUCCCUUGCGGGUGGAGAAUGCGGCGAU
Molecule: messenger RNA, 596 nt
Organism: Aspergillus welwitschiae
Lineage: Eukaryota; Fungi; Ascomycota; Eurotiomycetes; Eurotiales; Aspergillaceae
Exons: 1
Coding region: 171-455 (94 amino acids)
Source: RefSeq, a predicted model, not a curated record